Rangifer tarandus platyrhynchus (Svalbard reindeer) is the source of this 372-nucleotide messenger RNA. The record is from the annotation of a GenBank genome assembly. Lineage: Eukaryota; Metazoa; Chordata; Mammalia; Artiodactyla; Cervidae.
AUGGACCCUGGGGGCUGUGCCUCCAGUCUCACCCCACCCCACAUCCAGUGUCCCCCACCUUCCAUUCUGGACCCUGUGGGCCCAGCCCCUCCCCACGUCGUUGGUUCAGGGGCCUUAGUGCAUGCUAGUGGGUGUGGGAUUGGCCAAGCUGUUUCACCUUUUCCCCACGGUCAGAACUGCAGCCUAGGAGGCACUCGCCCUGCAGGAAAGGUCUGCUGUGAGAGCCCUGAGGGGCCCAGAGGACUCAAGGAAACUUGCUGGCAGCUGGCCCUAACCCUUCUCCAGCUUUUUCUACAGGCCCAUCCCAGCGAAAAAGUGGAAAUUCCCCAAGCUGUGACCUCCCACACAAGUGGAGGCUCACUACCUACUUAA